This is a messenger RNA of Pyricularia oryzae 70-15, 2047 nucleotides long. RefSeq lists its product as uncharacterized. The record is from RefSeq and is a predicted model, not a curated record. The transcript has a single exon. NCBI's taxonomy places the organism in Eukaryota, Fungi, Ascomycota, Sordariomycetes, Magnaporthales, Pyriculariaceae. Bases 222 to 1355 code for a protein of 377 amino acids.
AUUUCGACCAGCUUGCCCUUUAUCGCCGCCGCCGCCGCCGCCGGCUAAAAAAAAAGAAAAGGCAAUACUCGACAAACUGUUCAAAAAUUUGUUGUCCUUGAAGUACCAGAGGUGAAGUACUAGGUGAAAUACUAGAGCAGCAAUAAACCCACACAACUGGCUUGGGUAUCUGCCUCGCGCUGAUGUAGAUCCUCGAGCGAAGCGAACAAAAGAACGCAACCAUGCCUCUCCAGCUUCCCGCCCCGAAAACGCCCUUGCACCUGUACCGACAUCUUCUCCGCGAAGCUUCAUACCUUCCUCCCGUGAUCCGGCCAUGUUUUACCGAGCGCAUUGUCUCGAAGUUCCGACAACAUCAGCACGAUCCAGAACCAACGGCUCGAAUUCGCAAAACGACACAGAGGCUUCGUACCAUGCGAGCUGCAGUCGCUGGAGACUUGAAAAGCCUGGAGAAGGUCAUCCAAACUGGGUUUGGUCGCACCGGCUUCCGUCGUCGGCAGCUUCUUUCAGAUUUCUUGCCUCGGGAGCCUCCCCCGGACAGCACUGCCCUGCAACAGUUUCUGGACUGGAAGUUUGGCAACGGGCCCCCUCCUGCUCACUUGAUGAAUUUUCGUGCUCGAAGCAGCCAAAAAAUGCUGCCGUACGACUGGUUGGAUAGCUGGGACACCGACAAGCUCGCUGCUCUGUUGAAAGCCCAAUCGCAGGUCCCUGACCUGCCAAACAACAACACUGUAGGAGCUAGACAGUUGGAUGUAUACCGCGACGUACCCAAGAGGAGCGGCUUUGGCCGCCCCUUUCCUGGAAGAACAGCUCGUACAAAAGUCAAAAAAGCCUGGAAGAUCUUAGCGGAAAAAUUACUCCCGCCUGUUCCAGAAGAGGAAUGGAAUGUACUGCGAGAUCUCGCCCAUGGAAAGGAUAUGGCGCGCGGGCAAGUCUUACCAAGGAGACCAGUAGCUGGUCUUAGUGAGGACAUCAAUUUAGAACUUGCAAAGCAGUCUUGGGACAUGGAAAACUACCUCCUGCAACCGGCCCGCUGGGUUGAUCGCAAGUCGUCUCGUAGGAGGGUAUUGUUCACUGGCAUACCACAGCCAAAUGACGAGCUGGGAUUUUCACCCGAGGGGUUAUCAUCCAGGAUGACGACACGGAACAUGCGCCGUAUUUACGCGACAGUAUGGCGCAUGACCCCUUUUAUGGAAAAGAAGGACGCUCCAGGUGCACGUUGGAACGUGAAGUUCGGCCAGCCAAAUACUUUGAGGAACACGGACACAUCACAAACUUGGCAUCAUGUGUUUCAAGGUGUGGACCAGGAUGGUUCUCCUAUAAAAAAGGCACGAAAGACUCGGUCCCGUGUUGCUUAGAUCGACUCGCUCGCGGGCCACAUCUUGUCUCCUAUACUGUAUACAAACCCAACGAUACCCCCAGCUGCCAAUCAUGGGCUCUGACCAACAUAUAUUCCACAGUUAUUGCUUGGACAUGUCCGCCAGCUUCGCCAGGUUGUCCCCAUCGACUCUAAAGCCAACCCACUCACUCUGCUGUCUAGCCCCGAUACUCUCGUAGAACUUGAUGCUGGGUUCAUUCCACUUCAAGCAGGCCCAUUCGAGCCUAGUGCCCUGCAUUUCUCUUACCUCUCUUGCCAGUGUCGCUAGUAGCUGCAGACCGUACCCCUUCUUGCGGUACGCAGGGCGCACGUACAAGUCCUCCAGGUAGAUACCUGGCCUGGCGCGCCAUGUGCUAUAGUUGUAGAAGUACAAUGCCAUGCCACAGGUGGUACCGUCCGGAUCGGAAAGGACAAGGCAGCGAGCAGGCUUGGCGGGUGAAGUAGGCUCGGUGUUUGGCAGGCCAUCUGGGAGGCUGAGGGGUGCUGAUGGGUCUGAUGGCGCAAGGGCGACAGUCUCGAGCAGCUUGGCUUCGGUUGUCUCGACGGAAUGAAGCUCAUGUUCAUAGUCGGCCAGUUCGCGGAUCAUGCCGAGAAUUGCUGGGAUGUCUACAGCAGACAGACGAUGUUAGCAUACAUAAUUUGGAAUAUGACAGCAGAAGAUUUCCAGUCACA